Tachyglossus aculeatus (Australian echidna) is the source of this 5909-nucleotide messenger RNA. RefSeq names its product golgi transport 1B (gene GOLT1B). Bases 51 to 467 code for a protein of 138 amino acids. Gene Ontology annotation, cellular component: endoplasmic reticulum; membrane. The record is from RefSeq and is a predicted model, not a curated record. The transcript is spliced from 5 exons. NCBI's taxonomy places the organism in Eukaryota, Metazoa, Chordata, Mammalia, Monotremata, Tachyglossidae. Gene Ontology annotation, biological process: retrograde transport, endosome to Golgi; endoplasmic reticulum to Golgi vesicle-mediated transport.
GUGCGUGCGUCGUGCGUGCGCGCCCCCGCCGGCAGCCCGACGCCGUCACCAUGAUCUCCCUGAGCGACAGCCAGAAGAUCGGCAUGGGACUGACCGGCUUCGGGAUAUUUUUCCUCUUCUUUGGAAUGAUUCUCUUUUUCGACAAAGCGCUCCUGGCCAUCGGCAACGUGUUGUUCGUGGCCGGCUUGGCCUUCGUCAUCGGCCUCGAGCGAACCUUCCGCUUCUUCUUCCAAAAGCACAAAAUGAAAGCCACGGGCUUCUUCCUCGGCGGCGUCUUCAUCGUCCUCGUCGGCUGGCCGCUCGUCGGGAUGGUCCUCGAGAUCUACGGAUUCUUCCUCUUAUUCAGGGGUUUCUUCCCGGUGGUGAUCGGCUUCAUCCGAAGAGUGCCCGUCCUGGGAUCGCUCUUGAACUUACCGGGAAUAAGAUCCCUCGUGGAUAAAGUCGGCGAAAGCAACAACAUGGUAUAACGACGCCGGCCGACGGACGCGAGACGGCGGUAUUUAUCGAGUCCUCCCGGAGAAGAUUCGGCACCAGACGCAAUCCUCCCCCCCCGCGCCCCUCUUCCCGUCCCUUUCCCGUUGCCUCCUUUUCCGUAAAUAUAAAAUCGGAUCAGCCCCCCCACCGACGGGAUGCCCAGACUCCCUCGCGCGAGCCAGAGGGGACCGCUUGGCCGUCGACGUCGAACCCGCCGCCGACGUUUCCUACCGUUCGUCGGGUGGAUUUUCUUUCCCACCCCAUCCCCAAAGGGCACAAAAUCCCGAGGAACUGUACAUCCCCAUCCCUUACCUCCUCGUUCCGAAGGAGCGGGAGAGCCGAAAGGCGUCCGUUUUUAAGAAAUGCCCCCCCCCCCCCCGGGCCCGACGUUUCCCGGGAAUGAACAAGCCAGGCCUCCGAAAGCGAGGUUUUUACGUAUUAAAGCGAAGGCAGAUCCACGAAGUUUUCCCGCUGGAAUCAACUUUCUUUUACCCCUUUUUGAAAAACAACAAAAAAAGGGUGAUCGAAAGAGAACUCGGGACUUCGGGAUGAAUUUCGUGUUUCGAGUUCGGCGGCGAGCGCCGGGAGGGCUCCCCUUCGGCCGCGGAUGCCGAGGGCUAGGUCAAGGAGAAAAGUCGUUUUUAGCGACCUGUUACGGGGCGUGCGGAGGCCCAAUUCCCCAGCCUCUUCCGUCCGAUUUUCCGAUUAACCUCGUCCGUCCCCUUUUUUCAGUCGCUCCCGUUGGGAUGACGGCGUUUUUAUCGGGGCGGGAGACCCCCACGGGCCCCAGAGGGCCUUUAAAUAAAGGAUCCUGAAGAUUUCAUUGCCGCGUUUGCUUUCGGGUCACGUCAGGUGCGGGGAAACCGAAUUUUUGACCGUACUGUAUUUUGAAGGGCUAACUCAUCAACGCUUCAGAGUCGACUGUCUUCUUGUAUCGGUUGGUCUCGCUCCCCGUUGGAGACGUUCAUCCGAAAACAGCAACGGAAGGGCCUCGCCGUCGGAUCCGAAGCCGAGCCUCCCGCCCCUUCUAAGGUCCUUUCAGGACGCCUCGCCUCGUGGAGUCGGAAAAGGCCAACCGGGAGUCUAUUAAAUCCCGCCGCCUCAGCUCGACCGGCCUGAAGAAACUCGCCGUCCCUUUCGCUCCCGGCCGGCCUCUUCAGGGAAGGGCGGAAAAGAUCCGUGACCGAACCCGGGAUAACUCCCGACCUGCUUGCCCUGGGACUCUCGUUAUCCCCUUUUCCUUUGGGAACGGCCGAUUUCCCGGGCCUCUUUUAAACCAGUGACGUUGGAAAUCUAACAGGCGCACACCUGCCGGGGGGGGGGAAACGAAGAAUGGCUCCCGAUCCUCUGUAUUUGGCUGCGGGCCGGAUCUAGAGGAGAGGCCCGGGAACGCUCCCUCGCCCAAAACGGAAAAGAAACCAGGCCCUAUAGACGGUGAAAUGGGUCGACGGUGAAAUACUUCGACGGUGAACUCCCCUCCUGGGACUCGCGACCGGAAACGCGGAUAUUCUGGGGGCGCCUACCUCAUCCACCGAUGUAGCUACCGCCGUGCGCCGGAUUGACCGGAUUUCCCGGUGAGCGGAGCGCGGAGCUCAGGGUUUUGGGCGGCCAGGCCUUUCGGGGGAAUCCGCUCGGCAACUUCCAGAAAGAUGGGCGACAGUUGAGGGCGAAGGUUCGGUCUGCCUUUCCGAAGAACUAAAACCAUCGGGUUUUCAAAAGGAAUAGCCGAGGCCCUUCCGGAAAGAUGGGCCACAGUUAAGGCCGAAGUUUCGGUCUCCCGUUCUGAAGGACAAAAGCCGUCGGGUUGGAAAAAGGAAUAGCCGAGGCCCUUCCGGAAAGAUGGGCGACAGUUAAGACCGAAGUUUCAGUCUGCCCUUCUGAAGGACAAAAACCGUCAGGUUGGAAAAAGGAAUAUCUGCGGCGUUUCUGGAAAGAUGGGCCACAGUUAAGGGCAAAGUUUCGGUCUGCCCUUCUGAAGGACAAAAACCGUCGGGUUGGAGAAAGGAAUUUCUGCGGCAUUUCCGGAAAGAUGGGCGACAGUUAAGACCGAAGUUUCAGUCUGCCCUUCUGAAGGACAAAAACCGUCAGGUUGGAAAAAGGAAUAUCUGUGGCGUUUCCGGAAAGAUGGGCGACAGUUAAGACCGAAGUUUCAGUCUGCCCUUCUGAAGGACAAAAGCCUUAGGGUUGGAAAAAGGAAUAUCUGUGGCGCUUCCGGAAAGAUGGGCGACAGUUAAGACCGAAGUUUCAGUCUGCCCUUCUGAAGGACAAAAACCAUCGGGUUGGAAAAAGGAAUAUCCAAGGCCCUUCCGGAAAGAUGGGCCACAGUUACGGGCGAAGUUUCGGUCUGCCUUUCUGAAGAACAAAAACAAUCGGGUUGGAAAAAGGAAUAUCCGAGGCCCUUCCGGAAAGAUGGGCCACAGUUACGGGCGAAGUUUCGGUCUGCCUUUCUGAAGAACAAAAACAAUCGGGUUGGAAAAAGGAAUAUCUGCGGCGUUUCCGGAAAGAUGGGCGACAGGUAAGACCGAAGUUUCAGUCUGCCCUUCGGAAGGACAGAAACCGUCGGGUUGGAAAAAGGAAUAUCUGCGGCGCUUCUGGAAAGAUGGGCGACAGUUAAGGGUGAAAGUUUGAUCUGCCUUUCUGAAGAACAAAAAACCGUCGGGUUUUCAAAAGGAAUAGCCGAGGCCCUUCCGGAAAGAUGGGCCACAGUUAAGGCUGAAGUUUCGGUCUGCCCUUCUGAAGGAUAAAAACCGUUGGAUUUUCAAAAGAAAUAGCCGAGGCCCUUCCGGAAAGAUGGGGGACAUUUAAAGCCGAAGUUUCGGUCUGCCUUUCUGAAGAACAAAAACAGUCGGGUUGGAAAAAGGAAUAUCUUUGGCCCUUCCGGAAAGAUGGGCGACAGUUAAGACGGAAGUUUCAGUCUGCCCUUCUGACGACAAAAACUGUCAGGUUGGAAAAAGGAAUAUCCGCGGCGUUUCCGGAAAGAUGGGCGACAGUUAAGACCGAAGUUUCGGUCUGCCCUUCUGAAGGACAAAAACCGUCGGGUUGGAAAGAGGAAUAUCUGCGGCGCUUCCGGAAAGAUGGGCGACAGUUAAGGGCGAAAGUUCGGUCGGCCUUUCUGAAGAACAAAAACCGUCGGGUUGGAAAAAGGAAUAUCUGCGGCGUUUCCGGAAAGAUGGGCCACAGUUAAGGGCGAAGUUUCUGUCUGCCUUUCUAAAGAACAAAAACAAUCAGGUUGGAAAAAGGAAUAUCUGCGGCGUUUCCAGAAAGAUGGGCGACAGUUAAGACCGAAGUUUCAGUCUGCCCUUCUGAAGGACAAAAACCGUCAGGUUGGAAAAAGGAAUAUCUGCGGCAUUUCCGGAAAGAUGGGCGACAGUUAAGGGCGAAAGUUCGGUCUGCCUUUCUGAAGAACAAAAACCGUCGAGUUGGAAAAAGGAAUAUCUGCGGCGUUUCCGGAAAGAUGGACGACAGUUAAGGGCGAAAGUUCGGUCUGCCUUUCUGAAGAACAAAAACAAUCGGGUUGGAAAAAGGAAUAUCUGCGGCGUUUCCGGAAAGAUGGGCGACAGUUAAAACCGAAGUUUCAGUCUGCUCUUCUGAAGGACAAAAACCGUCAGGUUGGAAAAAGGAAUAUCUGCGGCAUUUCCGGAAAGAUGGGCGACAGUUAAGGCCGAAGUUUCGGUCCGCCCUCCUGAAGGACAAAAACCGUCGGAUUUUCAAAAGAAAUAGCCGAGGCCCUUCCGGGAAGACGGGUGACAUUUAAAGCCGAAGUUUUGGUCUGCCUCUCUAAAGAACAAAAACCGUCGGGUUUUCAGAAGGAAUUGCCGAGGCCCUUCCGGAAAGAUGGGCCACAGUUAAGACCGAAGUUUGUCUGCCCUUCUGAAGGACAAAAACCAUCGGAUUUUCAAAAGAAAUAGCCAAGGCCUUUCCGGAAAGAUGGGCGACAGUUAAGGCCGAAGUUUCGGUCUGCCUUUCUGAAGAACAAAAACAGAUGGGUUGGAAAAAGGAAUAUCUGCGGCGUUUCCGGAAAGAUGGGCGACAGUUAAGGGCGAAGUUUCGGUCUGCCCUGCUGAAGGACAAAAAACAUCGGAUUUUCAAAAGAAAUAACUGAGGCCUUUCUGGAAAGAUGGGCCACAGUUAAGGGCGAAGUUUUGGUCUGCCUUUCUGAAGAACAAAAGCAAUCAGGUUGGAAAAAGGAAUAUCUGCGGCGUUUCCGGAAAGAUGGGUGACAGUUAAGACCGAAGUUUCAGUCUGCCCUUCUGAAGGACAAAAACCGUCAGGUUGGAAAAAGGAAUAUCUGCGGCGUUUCCGGAAAGAUGGGCGACGGUUAAGGCCGAAGUUUCAGUCUGCCCUUCUGAAGGACAAAAACCGUCAGGUUGGAGAAAGGAAUAUCUGCGGCGUUUCCGGAAAGAUGGGCGACAGUUAAGGCCAAAAGUUCAGUCUGCCUUUCUGAAGAACAAAAACAAUCGGGUUGGAAAAAGGAAUAUCUGCUUCAUUUCCGGAAAGAUGGGCGACAGUUAAGGCCGAAGUUUCAGUCCGCCCUCCUGAAGGACAAAAACCGUCGGAUUUUCAAAAGAAAUAGCCGAGGCCCUUCCGGAAAGAUGGGCGACAUUUAAAGCCAAAGUUUCGGUCUGCCUCUCUAAAGAACAAAAACCGUCGGGUUUUCAAAAGGAAUAGCCGAGGCCCUUCCGGAAAGAUGGGCGACAUUUAAAGCCGAAGUUUCGGUCUGCCUCUCUAAAGAACAAAAACCGUCGGGUUUUCAGAAGGAAUAGCCGAGGCCCUUCCGGAAAGAUGGGCCACAGUUAAGGGCGAAGGUUUGGUCCGCCUUUCUGAAGAACAAAAACUGUCGGGUUGGAAAAAGGAAUAUCCGAGGCGCGCCCAGACACCCGAAUUUCAAACCCAGGAAGGUUCGGCACCAAGAGGCCUUACGUUUUCAGGGGCUCCUUUCCACCGGACGAGGUGAGGGGGCGAAACCUGGGAAGGACGGGACGGUUUGGGGGAAACUGAGCCAACGCCGCAGUGUCUCCAUUCUUGGUUCGACGAGGAGGCUCUCCCGGGGGGCGAAAAAUGGUAAAAAAAAGCGAUGUGGAAUCGUCUCCCCGGGGGGAAAAAUGGUAAAAAAAAGCGAUGUGGAAUCGUCUCCCUAGUAACGCUCUCGAGUCAAGCGAGCCUUUUGUGUCCCCUCAUCCCUCAAGCCCGACGCGAUUUCCGUGGAGGUCGGAGAAAAGGUCGAACGCGACUUAGCCCGAAGCGUUCCCGGCCCGGCUCCGAUACGGUUUCUGUAACAGAAACGUUAUUAGGAGGGUUUUCCUUUCCCCUAACAAGACGUCGUUCGCGAACUCUUGCCGUUCCUUUGAAGGGGGUCGCAAACCGACGACGCGGUCUGAACGGUUGCAUACUGUAAAUACACUUGUUACCUCUCAAUAAAUGGGUACUUUUCUAUU